This is a messenger RNA of Xiphophorus hellerii (green swordtail), 1544 nucleotides long. RefSeq names its product Fc receptor-like protein 5. NCBI's taxonomy places the organism in Eukaryota, Metazoa, Chordata, Actinopteri, Cyprinodontiformes, Poeciliidae. Gene Ontology annotation, molecular function: transmembrane signaling receptor activity. Bases 111 to 1052 code for a protein of 313 amino acids. The record is from RefSeq and is a predicted model, not a curated record. Gene Ontology annotation, biological process: cell surface receptor signaling pathway; immune response. Gene Ontology annotation, cellular component: external side of plasma membrane. The transcript has 6 exons.
ACUGCUGCAGUAACAGGAUGCAUAAAUGUUACUUCAGACAGGAUGUGAAACCGAUGAUUCUCCUAUAAAUGUGACAGAAGCUGUUUGUUCGGAGAAGGUGUGUUGUUCUGAUGACAGGAAGUGGUGCAGGACAUCCUUCUGUCAGUCACUGGUCUUUCAGUCUCCAUCCAGACAUCAUGACGCUUCCAUCAGCGUGUCUGCUGCUCGGAGUCUCCGCUGUUCUGCUGGCAGGAGGAACUGUCUCUGAAGUGUCUCUGAUCGUCAGACCAGACCUUCAGCAGUUCUUCAGUGGACAGUCAGUGUCUCUGAGUUGUGAGGAUGGACAGACAGCUGAUGGGUGGACAGUUAAAAGGACCAAAGGAACACUCACUGAAACCUGUGGAGCAUCCGGAUCAGACUUUGGAGUGUUUAAGGACUCCUCCUGUGUCCUUGACCUUUUGUCUUCUUACACUGGAGUUUACUGGUGUGAAACCAGUGCAGGACAGAGGAGUGACCACAUCAAUAUCACUGUUAACCAGAAAGAAGACAGGGCUUUUAUUCUGGAGGUCCCUGCUCUUCCUGUGGCGAAAGGAAGUAACGUCACUCUGCAUUGCCGUCACAAAGAUGGCUCCACCCGUGCCGCUUAUUUCUACAGGAACAGUCAUAUUAUUGGAGAGGGAGUCAAAUCUCAGAAGGCCAUUAUCCACAGAGUCCAACAGUCCGAUGAAGGUUCCUACUGGUGUUCUACUGACACUUCUGGAUCAUCACCUCAUAGCUAUCUGAGAGUCAGAGAUCCUCCUCUCCCUCAACCAUCUUCCCACCCCAUGACAGCUUCCACUUCUUCAGCUGAUGGUGCUAAUCAUACAGCAAGUUCUCCUUCUCCUUCUGUGUCAUUGGUGCACCUCCUGUGCCACCUGCUGGUCCUCUGCCCGUACUGCGUGUGCAGCAUCCUGCUGGCUUCAAUCUGCUGCAGCAGGGGCUCGGGAAACCAGGAUGUGGUUUCCAUAGAAACCACCCAGCUUGGUGAACUGGGUGAUGUUGCUGCUGAUGUCACUACAGAGCAUGAGUUCUGAUGGAGCGUUUGGGUCUCAUGUCCGGCUGCUUAGCCACAAACAGGAAACCUGGACCCGGAACCCAACCAAUCAGAGCAGCUUUUGAAAGGAAGUCUCACUUCCUGCUCAGCUUCUUCUGAGUGAAAUAAGAUCUACUGACACUUGGACCACCAGCAGCACCAAGCUGCUCAGUGUGCUCACAGCACUGAAAAUACUGAUCCAGCUUUAACCCGAGCUGGAUCAGGUCAGAACACAGAGCAAGUACAGACGUUUUUCAACACUGUGAGGAAGCAAAUAAUAAAAGAAGACAUUUCUAUUCACCUGAAAAUAUAUUUACUAAUUAUACAAAGAUUAAUUUGAUCAAACUGAUCUUUUCUUUUUUUUUUUUUUUUCUUUCAAUGUUUGAAUAUUUGAGCGUGUCCUGUGAGAUUUAAUUACCUUACUGUUAUGGAUUUCUAUGUUUGUUAUUAUUACUUCCCGCAAUGAUAAAAAAUGAUGGUAAUCAGCAGAUAA